Molecule: messenger RNA, 1095 nt
Organism: Penicillium argentinense
Lineage: Eukaryota; Fungi; Ascomycota; Eurotiomycetes; Eurotiales; Aspergillaceae
Exons: 3
Coding region: 1-1095 (364 amino acids)
Biological process (GO): L-valine catabolic process
Cellular component (GO): mitochondrion
Molecular function (GO): NAD binding; NADP binding; 3-hydroxyisobutyrate dehydrogenase activity
Source: RefSeq, a predicted model, not a curated record
AUGAGUGUUCGAUCCGCAUGCUCUCUUUCUGGGGUAGCCCGUCUCCACACACCGAGGACCUUCCGACGCUGGCCGUCUACAAGCUCGGUGAGCUCGGGCCGAAGGUCAUUCUCAACAACGCUGCAUCGUGAUGCAACUUGGGGAUUCGUGGGAUUGGGCCAAAUGGGCUACAAUAUGGCCAAGAACCUGCGUGCUAAGAUCCCUGCCUCCGACACGCUGAUCGUGCGCGAUGUAAAUGAGGACGCCAUUAAACGAUUCGUGGCGGAGGCACAGGAGGCUGCUCGCGAGAGCGGUGCCGCCGGUACGGAACAAGUGCGAGUGGAAAUUGCCAAGAAUGCGCGUGAAGUUGCCGAGAAGUCCACCGUCAUGAUCACAAGUCUACCAGAAUCUCAGCAUGUCCUUGACGUGUAUCAUUCCAUACUGAAGCCUGCGGGCCUUCCGGCCCUUGAAGAGGAGCGAUUGUUUAUUGAUACGUCGACGAUUGACCCAGUGACAUCCAAGGACAUUGCGAACGCAAUUCACACGACCCAGACUGGACGUUUUGUCGAUGCCCCAGUGUCUGGAGGUGUUGUCGGUGCGAAGGCAGGUACCCUCUCCUUCAUGUUCGGCGCUCCCUCGGACAGUGCAGAGCUCCUCGAGCGCAUCCGUGGAGUUCUCGCCCUGAUGGGGAAGAAGGCAUGGCAUCUCGGCGAGCCCGGUUCAGGUGUGUCCGGGAAGCUUGCGAACAACUACAUGCUUGCGAUCAAUAAUAUUGCCACGGCCGAGGCUAUGAACCUGGGUAUUCGUUGGGGACUAGAACCCAAGGCCCUUGCUGAGAUGAUUAACUCUUCCACUGGCCGUUGUUGGCCCUCCGAGGUGAACAACCCAGUGCCCGGCGUGGUGGACACGGCCCCGGCUUCGCGGGGCUACACUGGUGGAUUUGGAGUAAGCCUGAUGAACAAGGACUUGCGACUUGCCCUCACGGCUGCCGAGGAAUCGGGGACACCGCUGGCCCUAGGCGGACAAGCGCGCGAGGUAUACAAUGCGGUUGAGGCCGCCCAUCGUGGCAAGGACUUUUCGGUGGUUUAUCAGUGGUUGCAUGACAAGUCACAAUAG